Molecule: messenger RNA, 738 nt
Organism: Rotaria sp. Silwood2
Lineage: Eukaryota; Metazoa; Rotifera; Eurotatoria; Philodinida; Philodinidae
Source: the annotation of a GenBank genome assembly
AUGGCCGAUCGUGAUAAUACUGACGAGAUUGUUGAAAUUGAUUUUGAAGUUGGACAUAUAUCAAUAAUUCGAUCAGAACCAACAACAACGCAUAAUCCACCACGUACACAUGAUUGGACAGUUUAUUUACGUUCUGCUGAUGUUCAUGGUGAUUUAAACUGUCUUAUUCAGCGUUGUAUAUUUUAUCUUCAUCCAGAAUAUCCCGAUCAUAGACGAGAAUUAAAAUCACCACCAUUUGCUAUAAAAGAAACUGGUUAUGCUGGUUUUCAUUUGCCAAUUGAUAUUUUUUUUAAAACAAGAAAAGAACCAAAAAAAUUUCGUAUUGAAUAUGAUCUUGAUUUACAUACGAAUGUUGAAGGACAUCCACAUCGACAAAAAGAAAGUUCUGUACGUCGAUAUCGUUGUACGUUUUACAAUCCUGAUCCAGAAUUUCGACAAAAAAUUUUAGCAGCUGGUGGGAAAAUCAGAGAUACCAAUUCGAAACUAACGAAUAACGAUGAAAGCUGUGUUGAAGCGAAAAAGAAUUCAUCAUCAUCUCGACCAAAAGUUCAUCAUUCUUCAUCACGAAAACGACCACAUUCACCAGUACCAACAAUAAAUUCUGCUAAUAAUAAGAACAUUAAAAUUAAACAAUCAGUGGCUAAUUCAAAGGAAGAAAAUUACAAUAGUCAAUCAACAAUAACUGAUAUAAACACGUUCAGUGUUAAAAGUAUUGCCAAAGAUUUUAAACUUAUAUAA